GAGAGAGUCUGAAGGAUGAAGUUUGCCGUUGUGCUCCUGAGCCUCCUGUCUGUGGGCCGCGCGGCUCCUCUGCCGGGCUGCCAGACUCUGCUCACGCCCGUCUCAGUGCAGAAGGAGCAGAUGUUGGGUCGCCUGCACUACAUCGGCGGAAGCUCGGAUCUGCCCGGCAGCCGGUCUCUGGCCCACCUGAUGACCGACGUGAGGCUGGACAUCAGCGCCACCAGCCAGAGCCACGUGCUGGACUUUGUCCAGACUCAGAAAAUAUACGGCGACUGCUCAAGUUUAGUGUACAACGUGACUUUUGAAAACAGUACUUUGCUCAUUGAACGGCCAUUCUACCUGAAGGAAGUCUACCUGCCGACAGACUGCCCCAACUGUCUGGUGGCGUAUGAAGAAGUCACGUCCUCAGGACAAACCUUCACCAGCCUGAUGCUCUUCAGCAAGAGUCAGAGUGUCUCGCCAGCAGACGAAGACAACCUCAGGAGACAAGCAGAGUGUCUGCAGAUGCCAAAACCGAUUUUCAUGAUCCCAGACUACGAAGGCUGUCCUGACAGCACCCCACGCUCAGAGGGGAUCAGCGCCUUAAACUCGCUGCUGGAGAACAGGAUGGGACACCGCGUGGCCCGAGUCCUCGAUCGAAUCUUCGACUGGUUGGUCAACUGAAGACCAACUGAUAAAGUACUGCAGCACCUAGAUAGAAUUUUGACAAUAAAAUAGCUGCUUCACUUUAAAGAUCUAGAGCUAGUGCACAACAUUUCACCAGCACAAAAAAGAGGUCAAUGCUGUGUGUUUCAUCGAAUCAUCCCUUAUUACUGUACAAUUCCAAGGAGGAGUCCACAUGAGGGCAACACUCCAUAACGUCUGGUUGCUCACCAUUUGGUAGCAAGCGUUUCUCCGAUCAGGAGCUUUGGCGUAGCUCCAGAUGUUGAGUCACUCCCCUGGGCUCAGGACUUAUUUCUUCCAAGAUUGUUUUGCAUGAGUGCGUGACAUUGCUGGAGAACCCCUGAUC
Messenger RNA from Synchiropus splendidus (mandarinfish), 1009 nucleotides. RefSeq lists its product as uncharacterized. The record is from RefSeq and is a predicted model, not a curated record. The coding region runs from base 16 to 663 and encodes 215 amino acids. Lineage: Eukaryota; Metazoa; Chordata; Actinopteri; Syngnathiformes; Callionymidae. The transcript is spliced from 6 exons.